Heteronotia binoei (common prickly gecko) is the source of this 870-nucleotide messenger RNA. RefSeq names its product CD40 molecule (gene CD40). Gene Ontology annotation, cellular component: CD40 receptor complex; external side of plasma membrane. The record is from RefSeq and is a predicted model, not a curated record. NCBI's taxonomy places the organism in Eukaryota, Metazoa, Chordata, Lepidosauria, Squamata, Gekkonidae. Gene Ontology annotation, biological process: CD40 signaling pathway; response to type II interferon; positive regulation of angiogenesis. Gene Ontology annotation, molecular function: protein binding; signaling receptor activity; antigen binding.
AUGACGGCGGGGUGGCUGCGGGCUGCGGCGCGCCGUGGCCUCCUCUUGUGCCUGGCCUGCGCGGCGUGCCUGGCCCUCGACGUGCAGCAGAACUGCAACACGACUCAAUACGAGGCUCAUGGAAGGUGCUGCAGCCGAUGCCCCACCAGGUAGCUGGCCCGGCCCGGCAGGAGAGUGAGAGUUCCGUGUGCUGCUGAGGGCUCAGACACCAUCUGCGUUCCAUGUCAGCCCCAGCAUUUCCAGGACACCUGGACCAGUCAGACGAGCUGCACCCCGCACCGCUACUGUGACCAGAACGCGGGGUUGGUGGUGCGGGUCGAAGGGAAUGCCACGCGGAACGUCCUGUGCCAGUGCCGGAGCGGCACCCACUGUUCCGGCGAGGAGUGCCAGACCUGCCGGGAGAACACGGCCUGCGGUCCGGGCGAGGGGGUGGAGCAGACAGCCACCGACCGGAGGGACACCAGCUGCACCGCGUGCCCCGUGGGCUUCUUCUCAAACGUGUCGUCUGCCACGGCCUCCUGCCAGCUGUGGAGAAGCUGUGAGGCCGUGGGGCUUGUCCACAAGGCCAACGGGACACGCUUCUCAGACACCAUUUGUGAAGAGGCCCAAAAGGCCCGCUCGGGGGUCUUGGUGCCAGCUGCUCUUGCCGCCGUGAUCCUGGUGCUGGGGUGUGUGGGGCUUCUUCUCUGGCAUCGGCAUUGGCGUCGCCAGGAGUUCCUGAAGCGGCACCCCCAUCAGGACCCCGCCAGGCAGCAGCCGGGCGAAAACGAAGAGGAAGAGGUCUGCCCUGCCUUGCCGAUCCAGGAAACCCGGCCCACCCCCCAAGAAGAGGGCAAGGACAGCUGCUUGGCAGUAGAGGAGCGGGCCUGA